Molecule: messenger RNA, 1179 nt
Organism: Cylindrotheca closterium
Lineage: Eukaryota; Bacillariophyta; Bacillariophyceae; Bacillariales; Bacillariaceae
Source: the annotation of a GenBank genome assembly
AUGAGUGGCAAGUCGUCGCUGCACCCGAGCACGACGACUCUUAUUUCAUUUGCUUUUCCUGCAGUCAUAGCCAUUAUUGCUGCCCUGCAGCGCCGUGGAGAAAUUCAUAGAAAGUGCACAGAAUUGGAGAAAGAAGUUGCAUCCUUACGGAAGCAACUGAAGAACCAAACGAAGGAUUCGACGAAAGGACGGAAUGACAAUUCAACAAAGAAUCUAGAGGGCAGCACUAUAGUUGAUGAGCCUGGGGACAUCGAAAAUGGAGGAAUUCACGUGAAGAGAAUAGGGACAAUACGGUCGAUUUACCGAUUAUGUGUUGGAACUCCACGUCAAGGUCUACUGGCACCGAAUGCACGAGGAUGUAUUGAACUCGAGAAGCUUGGGGAUUCUUCCACUGAGAGUAGUGUCAGUGGUUUGGAAGGCUAUUCACAUAUCUGGAUCCUCUUUGUAUUUCACCUCAACACUAAGGCCAAAAACUCAAAGAGAAUCAAAUCAAAGAUCGCGCCACCGGCCCUCGGUGGUGAAAAAGUCGGAAUAUUUGCAACAAGGACUCCACAUCGUUUCAAUCCAAUUGGAAUUACUCUUUGCAAGUUGGAUAGAAUUGAAGUCAUCAAAGUUGGAAAGAGGGAAAAAGUAAAUCUGCAUAUAUCUGGCCUAGAUUUAGUUGAUGGCACCCCAGUCUUGGAUGUAAAGCCAUACGUCCCUGUCUACGACUCGGUUGCAUCUGAUGUUACACUGCCGCCUUGGGUUGCUGGGGGGCUUGCAACUAAGCGGAAGGUGACCUACAGUGAAUCAUCAAUCAGCGAGUUGACUUCCAUCCUGGAGCAAAACAACAAAGCGCUUCAGUUCUUUGGCCCCAAACACGGCGAGACAUCUGUUGAGGACACACUGGAGAGCAUACAAAACUGUAUAACGCAAGUACUCGCCAUUGAUGUGAGAAGCUCUUUUCAAACGAAAAAGGCCCGAGAAGGGAAGUUCCAAGCAGAGCGAUCAGCUCGGCUGAAAGACAUGCACAAAGAAAGCGAGAAGGGAUCAGCAGCCGUGUGCACCCAACAACUUGACAAUCUCCUCAUCAAAUAUACCGUAGACGAGCAAGCGAAUUUGGAACGCUCUACCUCGGAAGGUAGUGGCGCAGAAGAUACUGUGCAGGUUCUGUCGAUUCAGUUGUUAACGGCAAACUGA